Messenger RNA from Bombina bombina (fire-bellied toad), 4037 nucleotides. RefSeq names its product NLR family CARD domain containing 4 (gene NLRC4). The coding region runs from base 168 to 3164 and encodes 998 amino acids. Gene Ontology annotation, biological process: regulation of apoptotic process; detection of bacterium; defense response to bacterium. The record is from RefSeq and is a predicted model, not a curated record. The transcript has 9 exons. Lineage: Eukaryota; Metazoa; Chordata; Amphibia; Anura; Bombinatoridae.
UCUGAGUGUGUUGAACCAGCUUCUCUACCUCAUCAGACUUUACAGAUCUUGAGCUAAAAGCUAAAAUGGGACGUUUUUUCUAGGAACUAAUGUGGGCGUGGCGUUUGUUCAUUGCAAGGAGAACAACAAAGGAAUAACCCGCUUUGAGUUUCUUGGAGUGAUUCACAAUGGAUAUAAUACUGAAUUAUUCACCCGAACUGAUUCAAAGGAUGGGAUUGAUCAUAUCGCAACAGAUUGUUGACGACUUCCGUAGAAUUCAAAUUUUUUCUGUGGAAGAAAGUAGUUUCAUAUUGUCAGAUGAGGUUGACCAACGUGUUGCUAGAAGACUGAUUGACAUACUUUUAAAAAAAGGAAAUACAAGCUGUGUUCAUUUUCUUGAAUUCCUCAAAACAAGGGACCCAUAUUUUUAUGAGGAUCUUCUAGGACAAUGUGCUAUAAGUGUUGGUGUAAAUGAAGAAGAACUGGAUAUGUUGGCUGAAGAUUUAAAAAAUCUGUAUACAGCCCCUGUCUUUCAAAGGUUCUAUCCACUGGGUAAAAAGACUGGCAUUGAUAUUCUCUUUGAUAUGGAAGAGACAUUCACAGAACCUAAACUAUGGGUGAAAAACACAAAAAAUGAUAGAGUGAAAGGGUUAAAUUUAGAUGAACUUUUAAAUGGAUUCAAGAGGAGUCCUUGUGUUAUUGAAGGGGAAGCCGGCAAAGGAAAAACAACUAUUUUAAAAAAAAUUGCUGUUCUUUGGGCUACUGGUGAGUGUCCCGCAUUGAAGAGGUUCCAACUGGUUUUCUUUAUUACUUUAAGCAGUGCAAGUGAAGGGCUGUAUGAAACUCUAUGUGACCAGCUUUUCAGUGUUGAUAAAAAAUGGAGCAAAAAAGCAUUCAUGGAAAAAAUAUGGAAAUUAAGAGAGAAAGUGUUGUUUUUAUUGGAUGGAUAUGAUGAAUUUCAAUCUCAGAACUGCCCAGAUAUUGAAUUUCUUAUUAAAGAAAAUCAUAAAUAUAAAAGCAUGGUUAUUCUCAGCAUUAGAACAGAAGCAAUUAGGGAAGUGAGAAAGUACACUUCUAUUAUUACCGAAACAGGUGAUUUUACGCAAGAAAAUGCUGCACAGCUAAUUAGAAAUGUUUUAUAUGAAGCUCAAGCCAAUGAUUUGUUAUCUUUGUUGGCAGAAUCAGCUUUCAUGAAUAAUCUUAUGAAAACGCCAUUGUUUGUAAUAAUUGCCUGUGCUCUUCAGAUGGGAGAAAGCGAUUUUCAGCUGAACACUCAAACAACAUUGUUCUGUACAUUGUAUGACCUGUUGGUUGAAAAAAGCAGAGAAAAACUAACAAACAGAAGCAAUGACUUCAUAGCAGAAAACAUACGAUUUUGUGGAGAUUUGGCCCUAGAUGGACUCUUUAAGCACCAGUUUGACUUCUAUGAGGGUGACUUGCUCAAUAUUGAGGAAGAAAUAUUACUAAACAUUGGCCUGUUAAAUAAAUACACUGCUCAGAGAUUGAAGGUUGUUUACAAAUUUUUUCAUACAUCUUUCCAGGAGUAUGUAGCUGGAAGGCGACUUUCUGAACUUCUAUCAUCGGACAAUAAUUCUGAAGUUGCAAAAGGAAACAUGUACUUGAUCAAAAUCAACUCCAUUUUUGAUAUAACCACUAAAUAUAACAAUCUGCUUCUUUAUACUUGCGGGUCAUCCAAAAUUUCCACUCGUAAGGUGUUAGAACACAUGGCAAGAGUAUAUGAAAAUGAUACAGAUAGUCAUAACCCAGAGUUUGUUGAGUUUGGAGUUAGCCUUUUUUAUGAAAGUUCAACUAAAUCCACUUUGAGUGAAGACUUUGAAAAUUUCUUCCGUGAUAAAACCUUGUUAAUUAACCCCUACAAUAUAUCUUCUCAACAUACAGAUUUUUUUCAGUUUUUACCAAAUUGUCUAAAUGCAUUAAACCUCAUCCAUUUAGAUCUAUGUGGCAAUUGUAAUACAAGUGACUGUUUGAUGGACGGAAACACAGAUGAAAACCCAAAUGUAUGCAACAUUAAUGAGAAGAUUGUCAAGUUGUUUUUUGAUCAUAGGCAAAACAUUCAGACUUUAGAGGUCACGCUAAAGAACUUUAAUGAUCUAAGUAAAAAAGAUGUAAAAUACCUUGGCAAAAUAUGUAGCUCUGCUAAUAGACUAAGACUCAACAUUCAACAGAGUGCAGGAAUCACGGGAACUCUUACAGAUGUUUUGAAAACUUGCAAAAACAUGCAGGAUCUAAUUGUUGACAGCACACCACUGAACAUUGAAGAUGAGAGACAAAUUGUGGAUGUGGCAGUGAUGAAGACAUUAAGUAUAAUGAAUGUUCAAACUGAACACCAACCAGGUGGUCUUUUGUAUGGAUUGUUUAAAUUACAAGGUAUCGAGAAGUUGGUUUUACAGAAUAUAAAAUUGACUGAAAAUGAUGCAGACAUGUUGGCUUCUGGCAUAAAGCACUUAAACAAGUUAAGAAUAUUACAACUGUCUGAUGUACCUGAAAUUGGAAAAGGUAUGGACUUCAUAGCAGAGGCAAUAUCAAACACUUGUUGUGAACUUGAAGACCUUAAACUAACCAACUGCUGCUUGACUGGAAGAGCUUUGAAAACGAUUUCACAGAGUAUGAUCACUUUCCCUAAUCUUCAAAUGAUAGACUUCUCUAAUAAUUAUUUGGAAGAAGAUGGAGAACAGUCGAUGAUGGACUUUGCCCAGGCUUUAACUCCAGUCAUAAAAACACUAUUGUUACCUGGAGGCUCCAGAGUUGCUGCCUGCCUAGAUACGUUACUUGAAAAGCUUACUGAGAUGCAUGGACUGACAAAGCUUGGCUUUAAAAGAUGGAACCUGACAGAUGAUGACAUAGCAAAGCUAGCUUCUGCUUUGAAGAAUAACUUUCAGAACCUUUCAUUCUUGGACCUAUCAGAAAAUUGCGCUACAAAUGAAGGUUGGUUGACGUUGACAAAGUCACUGAGAAAUCUGAAGGACCUAACACAUUUGAACUUCAGCACACAGGACGUUUUUGUUCCAGACUCUUUCUUAGUGAUAGAAUUGAGUAGAGCCAUAUCUCAAUUAAAUGUUAUGUCAUCAAUUGAAGUGGUUAAUUGGGUGCUUGAUGAUUCUGACUUGCGAACUAUAAGUAAUGCAAACACAAAAGCACAGGUGAAAAAAGCAAUAGAGAGCUAAAUAUUUGUUUUUUUAAAGUGAUGGUAAAUCCCUGGCAUUUGUGAAAUGCUAGGAUUUGCCAGUGCAACAAAUAAAGGGGACUUUCAGUGAUGAAGUAUAAACUACUUCAUGCUGAAAUUUCCUUUAUUUGUCAGGCUGCCCGUCGCAGAAUGUUAUUUUAUUACAGGGGUGAUUUUUCGCCAAUAGUGUGCUAGCUAUCUGGCAUAAUGCCAGCUGGCCCACACGGCUAUUGGUUAAGAGGUGGAAACGUCACCUCAUUGAAAAAAAUAACGUUCUGCUGUGGGCGGCCUGAGGCACUCUGCGCGGCUAACGUUUCAGACAAAUAAAGGAACUUUCAGCAUGAAAUAUUUACCACCCCUUUAAGUCAUCUGAAUAGACUAUCGACAUAUUUUUUACCAUUAUUUCUGAAACAAUGCUGUCAUUUGUUUCAUAACAUGCUUUCCUAAAUCUGAAUUAUUUUAUCAUAAGUUAUUUUAAUACCGCUAUGGAAAUAAUGUGUUUGUAGGAAGAGGUGGAAAAAUCUAGAGAGAUAAUUUUUUUUAAAUUAAACUAUAUUGCAAUAUGUUCCCUAAAGUUAGUACAUUUUAUAAUAGUAAUUUACUUUAUUGCAUUGCCUUUGAUUGAUCAAAUUUUAGCAAAAAGUCAUGACCAGGCUUAUUUUUUUGUGUUUAUUUUAUACAGUUGAUUAUAUUGUAUUUAAAUAGUGUCCAUUAGGUUUCAUUACAUUAUUUAACCAGCUAUAGUGAAUGUCUUUUAAAAUAUGAAUACAUUUUAACAAAAUAAAAAAAUGAAUGCCGCAGUGCUGAGUGUAAUUGCAUAUAAAGCAGAAGUAUAAAACCAAGGAAUCCCUUUUCCUUUAGUAAAGGAAGUAUU